This is a messenger RNA of Ziziphus jujuba (common jujube), 2518 nucleotides long. Its product is annotated as auxin response factor 1. The record is from RefSeq and is a predicted model, not a curated record. The coding region runs from base 389 to 2425 and encodes 678 amino acids. NCBI's taxonomy places the organism in Eukaryota, Viridiplantae, Streptophyta, Magnoliopsida, Rosales, Rhamnaceae. Gene Ontology annotation, molecular function: DNA binding; protein binding. Gene Ontology annotation, cellular component: nucleus. The transcript has 15 exons. Gene Ontology annotation, biological process: response to hormone; regulation of DNA-templated transcription.
UAGACAGAGAAAGAGUAAAAGAGAGAGAAAGAGAAAGAGAAAGAGUGUGUGUCUCUGAAAAAACAAAAGGAAAAAAAAAAAAAAAAAAGGCAAAGAAGGGUUCGUGUCGGCUUCAACCAAACACGACCUUAUCGUCGUCGUCGGAUCCCCCCAAAUCGAUCUGCUCACAAAACCAAACCCUCUUCUUCUUCUUCCUUCGUAUUCUUCUUCUUCUUAUUCUUCUCUAAAUUCUCCUCCAAUUCACUCGCCAGAAGCUAGUGGUCUCUGCUGUACAGCUUUAUUUUUUCCUUGGUUUUCGAAACUGGGGGUUUCAUUUCUUUUCAUUUGCUUUUCGCUUCGUCUUUGAGAAUAGAUUUGAGCAUUUGGUGCAGAUUUGCGUUGCUCUGCCAUGGCUUUCUCAGCUACGAAUCACUCCUCUGGAGGAACCCAUACAGGGGCCUCUGCUGAUGCCUUAUAUAAGGAAUUAUGGCAUGCAUGUGCUGGACCACUCGUUACCCUUCCUCGUGAAGAGGAGCGUGUUUAUUACUUUCCACAGGGUCACAUGGAACAGCUGGAAGCCUCAAUGCAUCAGGUGUUGGAGCAGCAAAUGCCUUCAUUUAAUCUGCCAUCUAAAAUUCUUUGUAAAGUUGUUCAUGUUCAGCUUCGGGCUGAACCAGAAACAGAUGAAGUUUAUGCACAAAUAACUCUGUUACCAGAAGCAGAACAAAGUGAGGUCACAAGUCCAGAUCCUCCACUCCCAGAUCCUCCAAGGUGCACGGUCCAUUCAUUUUGCAAGACACUUACUGCUUCUGACACAAGCACUCAUGGUGGAUUUUCUGUCCUCCGGAGGCAUGCUGAUGAUUGUCUCCCACCACUGGAUAUGUCCCAGCAGCCUCCGUGGCAGGAAUUGGUUGCGACUGAUUUGCAUGGGAAUGAAUGGCAUUUUCGUCACAUAUUUCGAGGGCAACCCAGACGUCAUUUACUCACAACUGGGUGGAGUGUUUUUGUCAGUUCCAAAAAGUUAGUGGCUGGUGAUGCCUUUAUUUUCCUAAGAGGUGAAAAUGGAGAGUUACGUGUUGGAGUUAGGAGGCUAAUGAGACAACCAAGUAACAUGCCAUCUUCUGUUAUUUCUAGUCACAGCAUGCAUCUUGGCGUUCUAGCUACUGCAUCUCAUGCCAUUGCUACUGGAACACUCUUUUCUGUCUUCUACAAGCCAAGAACAAGUCGAUCAGAAUUCCUUGUUAGUGUUAACAAAUACCUUGAAGCUCGAAGUCACAAACUUUCUGUUGGGAUGAGGUUUAAGAUGAGAUUUGAGGGUGAGGAGGCUCCUGAAAGAAGGUUCAGUGGCACAAUUGUUGGUGUUGGAGACAACUCAUCAUCUGGAUGGGCCAACUCUGAGUGGCGGUCUUUAAAGGUUCAAUGGGACGAACCUUCAUCCAUAUUGCGACCUGAAAGAGUAUCACCAUGGGAAUUGGAGCCGCUUGUGACAGCUUCCCCCCCGAGUUCUCAACCUACGCCAAGGAAUAAACGUGCACGACCUUCUGUUUUACCAUCACCUUCCCCAGAUCUUUCUGUACUUGGUGUAUGGAAAUCUCCAGUUGAAUCACCAUCAGCCUUUUCAUAUUGCGACCCACAGCGUGGACGAGAACUCUAUACAUCACCCAAGUUUAGUUCUGUUUCAAAAACCAACUCUCUUGGUUUUAGUGGGAAUAGCUCUCUGGCUGCUGUUUCAAGCAACUCAAUGUACUGGUCUAAUCGAGUGGAAACUGUAACGGAGUCUUUUUCGCCUGCUAUCAACAAAGACUCUGGGGAAAGGAGACAGAGCACAGGGAAUGGCUGUAGGCUUUUUGGGAUUCAGCUACUUGAAAAUUCCAAUAUAGAAGACACUUCACCAGUGGUUACAGUGUCAGGAACUGUUGGGGAUAUUCGACCAGUUCCAUCUUUAGAAGCUGAAUCUGAUCAGCUCUUUGAACCUUCAAAUGUUAAUCGAGCUGAUAAUCCGUCUGUAAGUUGUGAUGCAGAGAAAUCAUGCCUGAGAUCUCCUCAGGAGUCACAAAGCAGGCAAAUUAGGAGUUGCACAAAGGUUCACAUGCAAGGGAUUGCCGUUGGAAGAGCUGUAGAUUUGACACGAUUUGACCAUUACGAGGAUCUGCUGAAGAAACUGGAGCAGAUGUUUGACAUCGAGGGUGAGCUCCGUGGGUCCGCUAAAAAAUGGCAAGUUGUCUACACUGAUGAUGAGGAUGACAUGAUGAUGGUUGGGGAUGAUCCAUGGCAUGAGUUCUGCAAUAUGGUGAGGAAGAUUUUUAUCUAUACAACAGAAGAAGUCAAGAGGUUAUCACCCAAGAUAAAACUCUCAGUCAAUGAAGAGGUCAAACCUGGCAAGGCAGAUUCUGAAGGGGUAGUCAACAAUGAUGACCAAUUGUCUAUUGUGGGAUCUGGGUGCUAAGAUGCCCAUGUCUCUCCAUAUAUAUCGAGUAUUGAAAAGAACAAAAAAUAAAAAUCCAAAAAAAAAAAAAAAAAAAAAAAAAGAAAAAGAGAA